AGCUCUUCAUCUCCCUAGCCUACUUCUUGGUUGCCCAACUAGCUGCCAUAUCCACCAAUGGCAUUAAACUUCAUACCAAAGCUACUACUAGUUCUAGCCUUUGCUGCUUUUUCAGCCGGAGCUAGAAGAAGUGAGCUCGAACUCAAAGAAACCCAUCUGUCCUUGUUCUUCCAUGACAUAGCCUCCGGUCCAAAUUUCACACUAAUUCCAGUUGCCGGUAUCGCGGGCAAGCUCUGGACCUUCGAUCAGUUUGGAACAGCUUUUGUGACGGACGAUCCUCUAACCGAGACCCCUGAUCGAAGCGCACCCAUAGUUGGGAGAGGCCAAGGCAUUUAUGUGACGUCAGGGCUGGAUGGACGUAACACCCAUGUCUUGAUAUCCAUUGUGUUCACCAACAAGAAGUACAAUGGCAGCACACUGGAGAUACAAGGAACCAGCAAGCAGUUCGAGAAAGUCAGAGAGGUUUCAGUGGUGUCCGGUACCGGACAGUUUCGGUUCGCCAGGGGAUACGCGACGUUCGAGACGUAUCUUUGGGAUCCGGCAACUUUCUACUCCGUGGAGAGGUGCAACGUUACAGUGCAACACUACUAGAAGAUUAUGUUUGUUUGUAGGUUUAGAAAAUGGGGUAAAUAAUCAACAAAUAUGGAGCUGUUCAUGUUUGUAUGGAUGCUCUGGUGGUGAUUUAUAAUUUGCAGAUUGUAGGUCUCUGACUCUUUGUUUACCUGUAAUCCCCCCACAUGAAUUUGGAUUCGAAUAAAAUUGCUUCAACUUGUGUU
This is a messenger RNA of Prunus dulcis (almond), 776 nucleotides long. RefSeq names its product dirigent protein 1-like. NCBI's taxonomy places the organism in Eukaryota, Viridiplantae, Streptophyta, Magnoliopsida, Rosales, Rosaceae. The transcript has a single exon. Bases 58 to 591 code for a protein of 177 amino acids. The record is from RefSeq and is a predicted model, not a curated record.